AUGGCAUCCCAUAAUUUUCUUUUCUUUGGAAUCUUGAUUGCAAUUUGUUCAGUUGUUUUGGCAUCUGACCCCAGCCCUCUUCAAGAUUUUUGUGUUGCUGACCCCAAUGGCCCAGUAUUUGUAAAUGGUCAUGCAUGCAAGGAUCCAAAGCUUGUACAGGCAAAUGAUUUCUUCUUAAGUGGUCUUCACUUACCAGGCAACACAUCAAAUGCAGUAGGAUCAAGAGGGACCCCCUGCAACUGUGGCUCAAAUNGCAUUCGUGUAGACUAUGCACCAUGGGGAAUCAACCCUCGAGCAACUGAAAUUUUGACAGUAAUUGAAGGCACUCUUGAAGUGGGAUUUGUCACUUCCAACCCCGAAAUCCUCUCAUCACGAAAAAGCUCGAAAAGGGUGAUGUUUUUGUUUUCCCAGUGGGGCUUGUCCAUUUCCAACGUAACGUCGGAUAUGCAAAUGCCGUUGCCAUUGCAGCUCUUAGCAGCCAAAACCCUGGUGUUAUUACAAUUGUAA
This is a messenger RNA of Fraxinus pennsylvanica, 507 nucleotides long. The record is from the annotation of a GenBank genome assembly. NCBI's taxonomy places the organism in Eukaryota, Viridiplantae, Streptophyta, Magnoliopsida, Lamiales, Oleaceae.